This is a messenger RNA of Psylliodes chrysocephalus, 3811 nucleotides long. Lineage: Eukaryota; Metazoa; Arthropoda; Insecta; Coleoptera; Chrysomelidae. The record is from the annotation of a GenBank genome assembly.
CAAUACCUCACUUCCGGCACUAACGGUUUCGGCCAUUUUGCCAGAAUUUCGUCUCGCCGAUCAUUUGACGUUUAGACGAAAUUUAUGAUUAUAAGUAAUUUUAACGCGAUUUAAGAAACUUAAAUGUAAAGUGAAUAAAUAGGUUAAUCAUUAAAAGAUGGCUAGAUACGGUCAAAGACCUGAAAACGCUUUAAAGCGUGCAAACGAAUUCAUCGAAGUUGGGAAACCAGCUAGAGCUUUGGAUACUUUGCAAGAAGUGUUUAGAAACAAAAAAUGGGCUUACAAUUGGUCGGAAUCCGUUUUAGAACCCAUAAUGUUCAAAUAUUUGGACCUCUGUGUGGAACUGAAAAAAUCACAUAUCGCCAAAGAGGGUUUGUUCCAAUACAGAAAUAUGUUUCAAACAGUGAAUGUGGGUUCACUGGAAAAUGUUAUAAGGGGGUAUUUAAGAAUGGCCGAGGAAAAGACUGAGAAUGCUAGAGAACAAUCAGCUCAAGCUGUUAUCGACAUUGAUGACUUGGAUAAUUUGGCCACACCUGAAAGUAUUUUGUUGAGCGCUGUGUCUGGAGAAGAUGCCCAAGACCGUUCAGAUCGCACCAUCCUCACCCCAUGGGUCAAAUUUCUAUGGGAAUCGUACUGCCAGUGCUUGGAGCUUCUACGUACCAACGCCCACGUAGAAAAUCUCUACCAUGACAUUGCCAGGAUGGCCUUCCAAUUCUGUUUGAAGUACAACAGGAAAACGGAGUUUAGAAAAUUGUGUGACAAAUUGAGGAAACAUCUUGAGGAUAUUUGCAAGCUGCCCGCGCAAGUUACCGCUAAUGUUUCUAUGUCUAAACCAGAGACUCAACAAUUGAAUCUUGAAACUAGAUUGUAUCAGCUCGAUUUUGCUAUUCAGAUGGAGCUGUGGCAGGAAGCAUACAAAGCAAUAGAAGACAUCCAUAACUUGAUGAAUCUAUCCAAGAAGAGUCCAGUCCCCAAAACGAUGGCAAACUAUUACCAAAAAUUAGCUAUGGUAUUCUGGAAGGCAGGCAACUAUCUAUUCCACGCGGCUGCUCUGUUCAAGCUCUUCCAAUUGUCCAAAGAAAUGAAGAAGAACAUAACUCAAGAGGAACUACAAAGAAUGGCGUGCAGAGUUCUAAUCGCCACUCUUGGCAUACCUCUACCAUCUGCCCAUCCUGAAUUCGAUCGUUUCAUCGAAACCGAUAAGUCUCCUUUAGAAAAAGCUCAACGUUUAGCAGUUUUGUUAGGUCUGUUCCAACCUCCUACCAGAGCUAGUCUUCUGAAAGAUUUGGUUCGCGUUAACGUGGUGAAUUUGGCCAGCCCACAGUUGCAGGAACUGUACAAUUGGCUGGAAGUGGACUUCCAUCCACUGCUUUUGUGCCAAAGAGUGCAUGAGGUCAUAAAAUCGCUGGAAGCUGAUGAUAAUUCUGCUUUGCAACAGUACAUACCAGCCUUGCAAGACGUCACUUUGGUACGACUAGUUAGACAGAUCGCCCAAGUCUAUCAAACCAUCGAGUUCGCUAGACUGCUUCAAAUCGCUAAAUUUACUACGCCCUUUCACUUGGAGAGGCUGCUGGUCGACUGCGUCAGACACAAUGACAUGCAAAUCCGUAUCGAUCACGGCAAACACUGCAUACAUUUCGGUAUGGAUUUGAGCGAGAGCCAGCGCGAAGACAAGCCCGAAGGGCCCACAUUGCAAGUCAUGCCCAGCGAGCAAGUCAGGAACCAGCUCGUUAACAUGUCCACCGUCCUUAAUCAGGCCAUACACAUCAUCAUUCCCAGCAAGAAGAAGUUGGAGAGGGAGAAACUUAGAACCGCGAUGGUUCACAAUUAUCACGAAACCAAAGUCAGGGAGCACCAGAAGAUCCUUCAAAGACACAAGAUCAUCGAGGACAGGAAAGAGUACAUCGAGAGAUUGAAUACUGUACGCGAAGAAGAGGAACAAAAGAGAUUGGAGGAAAUGCAGCGCCAGCACAUUAUGGCCGAACAGAAACGUCUGGAACAAGAACGCGAGGAGCGCGAACGGAAGAGAGCCCUCAACGAGAUCCAACAGAUAAAAGACAGACAUCUGAAAGAGAAAUUACACCAGAUCAGCCAGACCGGUCACGGGCAGAAGAUACUGAAAAAAAUGGACGAAGACGACAUAAAGAAAUUGGACGCCGAUCAAAUAGCUGCGAAGGAAGCCGAAGAGUUGCAAAAGGAACGAAGGGAAAUGCAGGCCAAAUUGAAGUCGCAAGAGAAGAAGGUAGACUAUUUCGAGCGCGCCAAGCGUUUGGAGGAAAUCCCUCUGCUGCAGGCCAGCAUGAAAGAGAGGCAAUUGCAGGAUCAGAAUUUCUGGGAGCAACAAGAAAAAGAAAGGAUCGCCGCCGCCAUAGAGGAACGUAAAUUAGCCGUGGCUACCAGAGAUAGGUUGGUACGCAUGAAAGUAGACAAGGACGAGUUCUUGAAUAAGUUGAAAAAGGAAAGGAAUAGCGUCUACGAAGAUAAGCUCAAAGAAUUCGAGACCACUCUAUCUGAAGCUAAGAUUAAGAGAUUGCAGGAGAGGAGAAUGGAAAGAAAGGAAGAGAGACGUGCUAGGUAUUUGAAAGAAAAGCAAGAAGAAGCGGAACGCAGAGAAGAAGAAAGGAUACGCCGCGAAGAAGAAGAACAACUAAGGAGAGAAGAGGAGAAACGCAAAGAACGCGAAGAGAAGGAACGCAUCCAAAAGGAGGAGCAAGAGAAGGAAUUGAAGGAGCGACAGGAAAGGCUCGAUAGGAGCGCGAAAAUGCAGAGGGAAAGAGAAGAGGAGAUUGAAAGGAAAAUGGCGAAAGAAAAGGAAAUGUCUUCCGAUAAAUAUGUCAAAGAUUCGUCUUGGAGACGAGGGGAACCGAGAGGCGAACCAAGAGGUGGCGAACCGAGAGGCGGUGAAUCGAGAGGUGGUGAACCGAGAGGAGAACCGCCUAAACGGGAGACGGGAUCUUCGUGGAGGAAUGAUAAAUUGGAAGAUUCAUCUAAAAAACCGGACGCUUGGAAACCUUCCCGUCUGCAAGCCAGCAGCGUUGCCGAAACGAAAGACAGCAGCUGGAGGACGGACGACAAAAAGGACGAUCGAGGCGACGAGAGACGCGAACCUCGUCGCGAAGGCGCACGAGACGAACGAACGGACGACAGAAAAUUCGAACGUCGCGAUUUCGGCAGAGACAGGAACAUGGAUCGCGACAGGAACAUGGAUCGCGAUAGGAACAUGGACCGCGAUAGGAACAUGGAUCGCGAUAGGAACAUGGACCGCGACAGAUUCGGCGACAGAGAUAGGGAAGGCGGCGGUAGUCGCUUCUCUAGGGAUAACAGAGAUCGUAGAGACGAUAGAGAUCGUAAAGAUGAUAGAGAACGGGGGGAGAGAAAAGACGAUUCUUGGCGAACCGUUAGAAAGACAGACGAUGAUCGUAGGUCAACACCGAUGCGAAGCGCGCCUAGAGAUGGUCCUCCGGAGUCGGUUUGGAGAACGAACAAGGACAGUGAACGUAAAGAGGAACCGAGUAGAAGGCCACCAAUUUCCAGAGAAAAACCCGCUCGUGAGUCGUCCGGUGCCCCAGCAGAGGGAGAGGACGGAUGGUCGCAGGUGUCGGGAAGAAGACGUUGAUCGUUAUCCUACAUUAUUACGCUUGUUAGUUCGAUCUAAAAUAAAAAAUAUAACCGUUUGCUUUUGUUUACAGGUUUUUAUGGAAAAUGGUAGGUUGAUUUAUUAAUUAUGUUUUAAUGCAGAGCUGGCGUUUGUUUUUUAUUUUAAGAAAGCGCUGUAUAGUGGAUAACAUUUUAUUAUUAAAUUGUCAAGUAU